AUGAGUGAGAAGGUAACAAUGAAAAAUAAAAAACUAACGCAAAAUGAGUGACCGAUUGGUACAAAGCUCAACAUAUUCUAACUCCCCAGAUUUUGAUUUUCUUGCCAUCCAAACACUCUCUCCCUAGGGUUUUGUAUAGAUUUCGCACGUUUCUUCUACUUUCCGGUGUCUAAGCUUUGUACUCUGAUUUUUUUUUCUUCGAGGCGGUUUAAAAGUAUGCCUGGUGAUUCAGAGCCCCAAGCCCCAUUUCUUUAGGGUUUCGCCGGAUUUUCAGUUCAUUCCUCCUUCAAUGAUCUCUCUGAUGAACAGCGAUGACGAAAUUGAUAGAAAAUCAGAUGCCAUUGAAGAACCUGAAGAUGUGAAAGGCGGGAGGAUCUCAGAAGGCUGCGUCGAUGGCGCUGAAGAUGAGAAGUAUUCAAAUUCAAGUUCCAACGAGGUUAGGGUAUCGGCAAUGGAGCUCGAUUCGGGAGCUGAAGAUUUUGGUUCCAGGGUUUCUGAUACUGGAGAAUUAGAUGGGAUUAGGGUUAAGGGAGAUGUCCGUAAGGAAAGUGACGAUGAAGAAAUGGAAUUGAAAAAUUCAGAGACUAAGGUGGAUAACUCGAGCGCCGAUGAACUCGAAGCUCGAAAUGAAGAAAGCGAGAGCGAGGAUAGCCGAAAGGAGCAUGCAGAUGAUGAUACACAUGGUGGGGCGGGAAAAGGUACAGUUUCUCAGUAUAAUUCUCUGUUGUCGGAGUUCGAUGAUUUUGUGGCUAAUGAGAAUAGUGGACAAUUAUCAACUUCGAGGGCACAGCGUUAUGGGUUUGAAGUUGGUGAUAUGGUUUGGGGGAAGGUGAAAUCACAUCCAUGGUGGCCGGGUCACAUAUUCAACGAAGCUUUUGCGACUUCUCAGGUGCGUCGAACCAGGAGGGAGGGUCAUAUAUUAGUGGCUUUCUUCGGUGAUAGUAGCUACGGGUGGUUCGACCCUGCUGAGCUUAUUCCUUUCGAUUCGAAUUUCGCAGAGAAAUCACGGCAAUUGACUUCCAGGAGCUUUAUCAAGGCCGUGGAGGAAGCAGUGGAUGAGGUAUGUCGGAGGCGUGGUCUUGCUUUGGCUUGUAAAUGUAGAAAUCCAAAUAACUUUCGUGCAACAAAUGUUCAAGGCUAUUUCGCUGUUGAUGUGCCUGAUUAUGAGCCGCGUGCUGUUUAUUCAGCGAUUCAAAUCAGAAAGGCUAGAGAUAAUUGCAGGCCAUCUGAAAUCCUCUCCUUCGUUAAGCAGUUGGCGUUAUCACCUAGCGAUGGUGAUGAGAAGAAUCUGAGUUUUGUGAAGAAUAAGGCCACUGUUUUUUCUUUUCGUAGGGCAGUAUUUGAGGAAUUUGACGAGACCUAUGCUCAGGCGUUUAAUGUGCAGUCCGGACGUUCUUCUCGUGAACCACCAGCUGUUUUGCAGUCUCGAGCUCCUUUGAGUGGUCCAAUGGUGAUUGCAGAAACUCUCGGUGGCGGUACCAGUGCCACAAAACAUAAUAAAGUUAAGGACAGUUCCAAAAAGGACAGGUACUUGUUCAAGCGUAGAGAUGAAUCUGGUAACAUAAAAGGCCAGAAAACGAGCCACGGGCAAGCAAGUUCCUCAGCCCAAUCAGCUUAUGUGGAGGGAUCAGUAGCAGUUGGAGAUGCGGAUUAUGUGUUACAGAAGAGAGCUUCACCUGUUUCUUCAAAGUCUCAGAUUCCAGAAAAACAUGUACAGACUGGGUCUGUUAGCUUGCCCGGUGCAGAUUCUAGUUCAAAUGCUAGUGAAUCGGUAAUUGUAGAUCAAGCACCAGCUAGGAGUUCUCUUGCCAGCGAAGAUGUCAUUGAGGAUGAAAAGCCAUCCCUUGAUAAAGUGAAAGAAGAAGUGAAAGAGGCUUCAAGAUCAGUGUCUGAUAAAGUAGAGAUUACCAAAACCACUGCCUCCGUCGAUUUGUCAGGAAAUGGGACCGUGCCAUGUAUGAUAGAUGAUACAUCACAAUCCUUUAAGGAUGAUAAUGAGGGCUUGGCUGAGUUUAAACGUGAGGAGAAUGUGAAAAUCUUAAAACCAGAUGAAGAUGUUCAACAAUCCCAGUUGAGUCUUACACCGAGAGUGGAAGGAAGCCAUGGAAUGGAAGUUCAGGAUGGUAGUAGUGUUGAAGGUCUAGCAAGUGAUGCAAAGCGUGUGAGUGGAAUGAGUGCUUCUGUUGGGGUGAAAAAGGCCAAAGUUAAACGUCCAUUGGAAGAAUCGAACUCUGAGAACUCAAUGACAGACGGAAAGAAAAAGAAAAAAAAGAAACAAUUAGGCUCAGAAACAGGAUUCAGGGACCCACAGAAGAAUUCGGUUUCCAAAAAAGGUUCCUCUGGAAAAAUAGGGGUAAAAUCAACCCAGAUUGGUUUGGCUGCAAAAGAGGAGUCGAAGGUUAAACAAUCUAAAAAGACUGUUAGUAACAAUUUAUCUGAUUCUGUUGGAAAUUCCCUACUGGUUGGCAACGUUGAACUUGAACUUCCAGAACUUUUGAGCGAUUUGCAUGCUCUUGCUCUUGAUCCUUUUCAUGGUACGGAAAGAAACAGCCCUGCAAUUGUAAGGAAGUUCUUCCUGAGAUUCCGGUCCCUUGUUUACCAGAAAAGCUUAGUUCUUUCACCCCCAUCAGAGACUGAAUCUGUUGAAGUCCGUCUCUCUAAAUCUUCUGUUGCUGUUGGAGCUUCGGAUAAUAACUCCUCUGAGUACGUUAGAGAUCUGCCAUCCUCAAAACCAGCAAAACCCCCUUUCCGAUCUGAUGAUCCUACUAUAGCUGGACGCAAACGGGCUCCAUCAGAUCGUCAAGAGGAGAUUGCGGUAAAGAGGUCCAAGAAAAUUAACGACAUUAAAUCCUUGGCAGCGGAGAAGAAGGCCACCCCAAAAUCUUCAGAAGUGCUACGUGGGGAGGGAAAAGAAUCAGCGGUUCCCCUUGUCCGAAGAAACAAGCCAGAUUCUGCAAAAAGAUUUGAACCUCCUGCGAAGGUUGUCCAACCCACUACGCUGGUGAUGAAGUUCCCUCCAAAAACAUCUCUCCCUUCCCAAGCAGAACUCAAGGCAAGAUUUGCACGUUUUGGGCCGAUGGAUCAGGCAAAUCUAAGGGUAUUCUGGAAAUCUGCCACGUGCCGAGUUGUAUUCCUUUACAAAUCCGAUGCUCAAGCAGCUUAUAAAUAUGCCAUAUCAAACAACUCUCUAUUUGGAAACAUCAGUGUGAGGUUUUACGUAAAGGAAGCCGAAACUCCAGGACCGGAAGCUCCUGAAUUGGGGAAGAACCAAGGUGAUGAUGCUUACAGUGAUACCCCACGAGCCGCCAAGGAUCCUGCUGUCUUACAACGACCAGCGGUGCCACAACUGCAGCCGCAGCCUUCUAUCCAGCUCAAGUCCUGUUUGAAGAAGCCGACCGGUGAUGAGUCAGGGCAGUUAACCGGAACUAGUGGUGGCAACAAGGGUGCCACCCCACGUGUUAAAUUUGCUUUGGCUGGUGAAGAGAGUACGAGUAGGGUAGCUGACCAAUCGGCAGCAGCCAGUAAUAGAAAUAUCUCCAACAACAAUGCUAGUUUUGCUGAUAAUGGUACACCUGCUUCUACUGUUACAAUGGAUUUUAGUGUAAGAAACUUUCAAAAGGUCGUUCCUUCUCCAUCUACCUCAUCUAUUCUCCCACUUCCCCCUCAAUUUGCAAAAGCUCCACUUAAUAAUUUACGUCAUACUGAAAUUAUGGCACCCAGAAACACUCCUAUUGCACCACCACAACCACAACUACAACCACCACCACACCCGCCCCCUGCCAUUGACAUUUCUCAACAGAUGUUAAACCUCUUGACGAGGUGUAACGAUGUCGUGACCAAUGUCACGAGCUUACUGGGCUAUGUGCCUUACCAUCCUCUUUGAUUAAAAUCAGUUAAAAUGGAAAGGAAUUUGCCCAAAACACAAACCCAAGUAAAGUUCCAAGAUUUGGACAAGUUGAGAUGAGUCAAAUGAUAUGGGAGAAGAGAGAUUGCUUUCGCAGUGAAAAGCAUCAUGGUGACUCGUGAUUGUGCCCCACAUUUGUUUGAACGAAAAAAGAAAAAAUGGGGUGAAGAGCUGUUUGAGAAUCAAUGUUUAGAGGAGCCAAUUUUUUUUAGGAUUUCAGGCUCAAAAAAUGAUGUUUAAAAGUAGAUGAUUCACAUGUAAUUUGAUGUAAUAGUGGCAUAGUGAUGAUGCAUGUAUCUGCUUUCUUUUGUUUCAUAUUUUUGGUUUAUUGACAAACUGA
Molecule: messenger RNA, 4244 nt
Organism: Cannabis sativa
Lineage: Eukaryota; Viridiplantae; Streptophyta; Magnoliopsida; Rosales; Cannabaceae
Product: PWWP domain-containing protein 1
Exons: 2
Coding region: 290-3883 (1197 amino acids)
Source: RefSeq, a predicted model, not a curated record